Molecule: messenger RNA, 927 nt
Organism: Babesia ovata
Lineage: Eukaryota; Apicomplexa; Aconoidasida; Piroplasmida; Babesiidae
Product: multi-pass transmembrane protein
Exons: 2
Coding region: 1-927 (308 amino acids)
Source: RefSeq, a predicted model, not a curated record
AUGUACUUCACGUACGUUGUCCGCCCCGGUGAGGCUCCGGAGAGCCGUGGUCCUCAGUUCGAGCCCGUAUGGGAGUUUCUCAUGAAUUACAACCUUCGUGCCGGGUUUUUGCUGCAGCUGUUCGCAUUCAUAGUAUUUGCCCUCGGAAUCUACAAUGGAGGCAAGGACCCUUUGGCUAUGUUAACCUUCUUCCGGGCCCUUCCGGAGAACUUCGGCGUGACCCCCUUCAGCCUCACGCUUCUUUGCCACGGCGGUUUCAUUGUUGGAACUCUGCUUAUCAUGUCGUUUAUCCAGAUGAGCGAAGAUGAUUCCUCCAUCAAGCAGUGCAGGGGUUACCGUGCCGGCACAAAGUUUAUGUUGCAGGCCACCUCUUUCGGCGCUGUGUCCUGGUGCCUGAGCAUGAUCACCUUCCUUGGCGCCACAUACCAUUUCGGAGCUCAGUGGAUGGAAGAGCAAAUCGGUGAUGGUUCCAACUGGCUGAUAUUCUUCACGUCUCGUCUCUGUGACGCUUUCGCCUUGCUCCUGUACGCCGGCGGCUGCUUCUUCUUGGAGACCUACCACUCCGAGGGUACCAACGAGAGCUGGGGUUGGAUGUGCGGUUCCGCUUUCUUAAUGGCCGGUAUAUGCGAGGUUCUCGCCCUUAACUUCAUCAACACCGCCAUGUUCGCCAUCGUCGAGCGCUUGUACACUGUUUCGCUGGGUUUGGCACUGGGCCUCAGCGCAUUCUGGGCAUUCAUGUUCGAGCCGGUGUGCCACCGUUACGACGUAAAGCUGACGCAGAGUGCUUUGCGUAAUGAGUACUACAAGUCGCGCAAUGCUAUGGCCUUCUAUGGUCCUGCCGUGGUGGACGAGAACGGAGAGGUAGAUAUUGCGGCCGCCACCGAGCAGGUGCAACACUCUCUUUCUAACCAAAUGAUGGUGCAGUGA